Messenger RNA from Gracilinanus agilis (Agile Gracile Mouse Opossum), 533 nucleotides. RefSeq names its product LSM5 homolog, U6 small nuclear RNA and mRNA degradation associated (gene LSM5). The record is from RefSeq and is a predicted model, not a curated record. The transcript is spliced from 5 exons. Lineage: Eukaryota; Metazoa; Chordata; Mammalia; Didelphimorphia; Didelphidae. Gene Ontology annotation, biological process: mRNA splicing, via spliceosome. Gene Ontology annotation, cellular component: Lsm1-7-Pat1 complex; U6 snRNP; U4/U6 x U5 tri-snRNP complex. The coding region runs from base 8 to 283 and encodes 91 amino acids. Gene Ontology annotation, molecular function: RNA binding.
CGGCGCCAUGGCGGUCAACGCGACCACUAACCCUUCGCAGCUGCUGCCGCUUGAGCUCGUGGACAAAUGUAUAGGUUCCCGGAUUCACAUCGUGAUGAAGAGCGACAAAGAAAUCGUGGGCACCUUGCUGGGAUUCGAUGACUUUGUCAAUAUGGUGUUGGAAGAUGUCACUGAGUUUGAGAUCACACCUGAAGGAAGGAGGAUCACCAAGCUUGAUCAGAUCUUGCUAAAUGGAAAUAACAUAACAAUGCUGGUUCCUGGAGGAGAAGGACCUGAAGUAUGAAGUUGGAAGGGACUUUCUGGUCACAUACAGGAUCUUUUUUGGUUGUUGGCCUGCCAGAUGGAGGGCUUUUUGUUUUGUUUUGUUCUUUACUUUUAAUGUUGAUAUUUGAUACAGAUAAAUUUCCUGCUAAAGGGAAAAUUCUUUAGGGAUGAUUGUAAAUUCUAUUUUUUGUAAAUUAGAAUCAUGAAUUUCUUGUAAAAGAAGAAAUCAGUUUGAUGUUCCAAGUCUAAAAUAAAGACUUUUUUUUCAU